Messenger RNA from Closterium sp. NIES-65, 539 nucleotides. The record is from the annotation of a GenBank genome assembly. NCBI's taxonomy places the organism in Eukaryota, Viridiplantae, Streptophyta, Zygnematophyceae, Desmidiales, Closteriaceae.
AGCGGGGGGCAGAGCAGAGCCAGAGUGGAGGGGGCGGGGAGCAGCACGCAGAGCUGCAGCAGUGCAUGCCUCUUUUUUCCUCAACUUCCUCACCUUUUCCCAUCUCCACUGCUUCUCCUCCUCUCCCCAUUUUUCUCCUUUGCCUCAUUGACUGUUUUCCCUCCCUUUUCUCUCCCCUCCCUUUUUUGUCUCCUCUCCUCUCUUCUCUCAUUUUCUCUCCCACUUCUCGUCUCUCCUUCCCUCUCGUAUCCUGCUCACUCCUCUCUUUUAUCCCCCUCACUCUCCCCCCCCCCUUCCUCUCCAUAUCGCCCCUUGUCCUUCUCCCUCCUCUCCUUCUCUUCCCAUUCCCUCUUCCCUCCUCUCCUCUCUUCCCUUUCCCUCCUCCUACUCUCCUUCUCUCCACUUUCCCUCUCCCUCCUCUCCCUCUCUCCCUUUUUCCCUCUCCCUCCUCUCCCUCUCUCCCUUUUCCCUCUCCCUCCUCUCCUUCUCUCCCCUCUCCUUGUCCCUCCUCUCCUUCUCCCUCUUCUCCUUCUCCUUAA